UGAAGUUGCCAUGAGUGUCGGAGAUACUGUCGUCAGGAUUCUCUUGCACAAAGGAAAGGAUAUAAAAAUAUCUCUCUGACACGUGAAUUUCUUCCUUUUUUAUCCCCUUGCCAGGAACGUCGGAAAAGGAUCCCAGGCUGGUUAGAGGCAUUAGGUUGUCUGUUUGAAUCCCAGUGAUCGAGAAGGAAAUGUGGUUAAUAACCAGCUAACAGUGGAGAAAAAAGGAACUCAAGGAGAUAGGAGACCUGGACAUUAUCCCACGGCUAGCUUAUUUGGAAAGCCUCAGUCUUUCUGGUAGUUGGAAGACCUAGCCGGGGGCUGGUAAGUUUCCUCUCUGCACCUUGAGAGCUGGAAGAAAGGGAAGCUCCUGGACUUUAAUAGACGCGGACCUUGGUUGAAGUCUCUGUGGGAAAGCCAACAAGAGUCCAAAUCGUCUCAGUAUCACCACUGCCUCUCUACCAAGGUGCUUUUCUUCCAGCAUCACAGAUCAUAACGGAGGUAUGCGUGGUUGGUCUUCUACCAGGCACUGAAGCUCCUCUGAGGGAUUUAUAGCAGCUUCACUCUCUGAAGGCUCUGCUUUUAGUCAGAGAGGCAGAAACACUCCAGAUGUCUUCCAGGAGUUACCAAGUUUCUGUCCCAAUGUCCAAAAGAAACACCAAUUGCAUCCCGGAGACAACCUCCAAUGACCUGAAGACGUUUACUGGAGGAGCUGUGUUAAGUUUUCAUAACAUCUGCUAUCGAGUAACAGUGAAGAGUGGCUUUCUACUUCGUCGGAAAACAGUUGAGAAAGAAAUACUAAAGAAUAUCAAUGGGAUCAUGAAACCUGGUCUCAAUGCCAUUCUGGGACCCACAGGUGGAGGCAAAUCUUCGUUGUUAGAUGUCUUAGCUGCAAGGAAGGAUCCACAUGGGUUAUCUGGAGAUGUUUUGAUCAACGGAGCACCUCGACCUGCCAAUUUUAAAUGUAACUCAGGUUACGUGGUACAAGAUGAUGUCGUGAUGGGAACUCUGACAGUGAGAGAAAAUUUACAGUUCUCAGCAGCUCUUCGGCUUCCAACAACUAUGACAAAUCAUGAAAAAAAUGAACGGAUUAACAUGGUCAUUCAAGAGUUAGGUCUGGAUAAAGUGGCAGAUUCCAAGGUUGGAACUCAGUUUAUCCGUGGUGUGUCUGGAGGAGAAAGAAAAAGGACUAGUAUUGCAAUGGAGCUCAUUACUGAUCCCUCCAUCUUGUUCCUGGAUGAGCCCACAACUGGCUUAGAUUCCAGCACAGCAAAUGCUGUCCUUUUGCUUCUGAAGAGGAUGUCUAAACAAGGACGGACAAUCAUCUUCUCCAUUCAUCAGCCUCGUUAUUCCAUCUUCAAGUUGUUUGAUAGCCUUACCUUGUUGGCCUCAGGAAGAUUAAUGUUCCACGGGCCUGCUCAGGAGGCCUUGGGUUACUUUGCGUCCACUGGUUACCACUGUGAGCCCUACAAUAACCCUGCAGACUUCUUCCUGGACGUCAUUAAUGGAGACUCCUGUGCUGUGGUGUUAAACAGAGAAGACACAGACGGUGAAGCCAAGGAGACUGAAGAGCCUUCCAAGACAGAUACUCCACUCAUAGGAAAAUUAACUGAGUUUUAUGCCAACUCCUCCUUCUUCAAGGAAACAAAAGCUGAGUUAGAGCAACUCUCAGGGGGUCAGAGAAAGAAGAAGAUUUCAGUCUACAAGGAGAUCACCUAUGCCACCUCCUUCUGUCAUCAGCUUAGAUGGAUUUCCAGGCGUUCAUUCAAAAACUUACUGGGUAAUCCCCAGGCUUCUAUAGCUCAGAUAAUUGUAACAAUCGUUCUGGGACUGGUUAUAGGUGCCAUUUUCUACGAUCUAAAGAAUGAUCCUGCGGGAAUCCAGAACAGAGCCGGGGUACUCUUCUUCCUGACCACCAACCAGUGUUUCAGCAGUGUGUCGGCCGUGGAGCUCCUGGUGGUCGAGAAGAAGCUCUUUAUACAUGAAUAUAUCAGUGGAUAUUACAGAGUGUCAUCUUACUUCUUUGGAAAACUGUUAUCUGAUUUACUCCCCAUGAGGAUGUUACCAAGUAUUAUAUUUACUAGUAUAACAUACUUCCUGUUAGGAUUGAAACCACAGGUGGAGGCCUUCUUCGUCAUGAUGUUUACCCUGAUGAUGGUGGCUUAUUCAGCCAGUUCAAUGGCACUGGCCAUAGCAGCAGGUCAGAGCGUGGUAUCCAUAGCAACGCUUCUCAUGACCAUCUCUUUUGUGUUUAUGAUGAUGUUUUCAGGGCUGUUGGUAAAUCUCAGAACCGUCGUGCCUUGGCUCUCAUGGCUUCAGUACUUCAGCAUUCCUCGAUAUGGCUUUGCGGCUUUGCAGCAUAAUGAAUUUUUGGGACAAAACUUCUGCCCAGGACUCAAUGUAACAACAAACAGUACCUGUAGCUAUGCAAUAUGUACUGGCGAAGAAUUUCUGGAAAGCCAGGGCAUCGAUCUCUCACCUUGGGGCCUGUGGAGGAAUCACGUGGCCUUGGCAUGCAUGAUCGUGAUCUUCCUUACAAUUGCCUACCUGAAACUGUUAUUCCUUAAAAAAUUCUCCUAAGUUCCUCUUUAACUUACAUGAUUUACCCCACAUUAAAAAGGGAGCACCUUGAUUUCAGUA
Messenger RNA from Lagenorhynchus albirostris (white-beaked dolphin), 2637 nucleotides. RefSeq names its product ATP binding cassette subfamily G member 2 (Junior blood group) (gene ABCG2). The transcript is spliced from 17 exons. The record is from RefSeq and is a predicted model, not a curated record. Lineage: Eukaryota; Metazoa; Chordata; Mammalia; Artiodactyla; Delphinidae. The coding region runs from base 607 to 2577 and encodes 656 amino acids. Gene Ontology annotation, molecular function: ABC-type transporter activity; ATP hydrolysis activity; ATP binding. Gene Ontology annotation, cellular component: plasma membrane.